CACGCGGCUUCAGCUCUUUCUUCGCAGCUGUCACACUCUCGAACGUGCUGUAUUGUUAAAUACUUUUUUUUUAAGGAAAGCUUGUUUUGAGUCAGAUUUUGGAGCAUUUGUUUUUGCCCAAGAUGUCUGGCAGAGGUGGUCCACAUACAUACAAAGUUUAUGUUGGUAACCUCGGGUCUAAUGGUUCCAAAGCAGAGCUAGAAAGAGAGUUCGAGAGAUUUGGAAGACUCCAUGAUGUGUGGGUUGCUCGCAAUCCACCUGGAUUUGCCUUUGUAGAAUUUGAUGAUCAGCGUGAUGCUGAAGAUGCUGUGAAGUCACUUAAUGGUUCUCGCAUUUGUGGAGAAAGAGUACGUGUAGAAAUGGCUCGCAACCGUGGCAGAGGUGGUGGGGGAGGGGGAGGGGGUCGAUCGGUUCGCUCAGAUUACCGUGAUGACCGUAGUGGGGGUCGCCGUUUUGAUGACAGAGCUGACCGUUUUGAUGACAGGUCAAGGUCACCAUAUAGGUCACCACCACGGCGAGUGAGAGGAGGAAGGUCUCCUGAAGGAGACAGGUGGGGAGGAAGGGGAAGGAGCAGGUCUCGUAGUCCUCGACGUUACUAGUCAACUCAACCAUGGAGCCUUUGUACCAAUUGAUUGGUGGACAACUUUGUACAAAUCAGCCACCUCAACACCAUGGAAAAUGUUUUUAACAUCUACGACUAUAGCUUAAAGAUUCUUUUUCACUUAGUUUGCUGUAAAUGGCUGAUUUUAUGUGGUACCAAAAAAACUGAUCUUUUUAAUUUUUUCUUAUUUUAGCACCAAUCAUAUUUUGUUUAAAUGACUCAGUUUACUGAAACUGUAUACACUCAAUUGUGAAAAUGUUGACACCAAAAAAAGCAUUAACAAUGGACAAUGAGACCUCACAGCUUUUAUGGUCAGAUGUACAUGAUAACCACCAUUGGGUGCAUGUGGUGAAUGAUGGAAGCUAUCUAAGCUUUCCUGAAAGAAAGGGAUUAUCAUAAAGAAAGGAUUUUACAUGAGUAACGAGAGAAGUGAAUCACUGAGUAUUUAUCUGUGCCCACAUUCCCCAGGAAGCCAUUGGGUCUCAUCAUCUUGGAUUAUACUUUUUUUCGUAUUCACAUGUUUAUGAAGGAAACUGACUGUAUCAAAAUUACUAUACCUGUGAAACUUUUAAGAUGUUGCAUUUUAAACCUUUUGUUUUGUAUUCAUAUUUAUUUGUACCCUAUUACUCUAUUAAAGACGUGAAUUAAAUUCAAGCAAGAAA
This is a messenger RNA of Pocillopora verrucosa, 1263 nucleotides long. RefSeq names its product probable splicing factor, arginine/serine-rich 6. Gene Ontology annotation, biological process: mRNA splicing, via spliceosome. The record is from RefSeq and is a predicted model, not a curated record. Gene Ontology annotation, molecular function: mRNA binding. NCBI's taxonomy places the organism in Eukaryota, Metazoa, Cnidaria, Anthozoa, Scleractinia, Pocilloporidae. Gene Ontology annotation, cellular component: nuclear speck.